Molecule: messenger RNA, 4564 nt
Organism: Neopsephotus bourkii (Bourke's parrot)
Lineage: Eukaryota; Metazoa; Chordata; Aves; Psittaciformes; Psittacidae
Gene: IPO11
Product: importin 11
Exons: 31
Coding region: 176-3103 (975 amino acids)
Biological process (GO): protein import into nucleus
Cellular component (GO): nuclear envelope; cytosol
Molecular function (GO): small GTPase binding
Source: RefSeq, a predicted model, not a curated record
UCUUCCUAUAGGUUGGAGAACAACGGCUGAGGUUUCCCUGUAAAACACUGUAUAUCAAAGCCAGAGUCAGUGCAGCAGUAAUAACCCCAUGGUUUACUCUGCCUUCAGCUGAAGACAUCGCUGAUUGAGGCUUUGCUCUUAGCUGUUCUUUACAGGAGAGUGUUCUCAGAUUUUCAUGGAUCUCAAUAGUGCUAGCACUAUUGUUUUGCAAGUCUUGACCCAAGCUACAAGUCAAGAUACAGCGGUGUUGAAGCCAGCUGAGGAACAACUGAAGCAGUGGGAGACACAGCCAGGUUUUUAUUCAGUCCUGUUGAAUAUCUUUACGAAUCAUUCCCUGGAUGUGAAUGUAAGGUGGUUAGCUGUGCUGUACUUUAAAAAUGGAAUCGAUCGCUACUGGAGACGGGUCGCACCACAUGCUCUUUCUGAAGAAGAAAAAACUACAUUGCGUGCCGGACUUAUUGCCAACUUUAAUGAGCCAGUGAAUCAGAUUGCAACUCAGAUCUCUGUACUAAUCGCUAAAGUUGCCAGAGUAGACUGCCCAAGGCAAUGGCCAGAACUUAUACCCACUCUUCUAGAAUCUGUGAAGGUCCAAGAUGAUCUUCAACAACACAGAGCUCUACUUACCUUAUACCAUGUUACGAAGACCCUGGCAUCCAAAAGGCUGGCUGCAGAUAGGAAGCUUUUCUAUGAUCUUACAUCAGGCAUUUAUAGUUUUGCAUGUUCCUUGUGGAAUCAUCAUACGGAUACAUUCCUCCAGCAAAUUUGUACAGGGAAUGAAACUGGAGCCACAAAUUCACUAGAAAGAACCUUGUUGUCAUUGAAAGUGCUUCGUAAACUGACUGUCCAUGGGUUUGUAGAGCCUCACUGGAAUGCAGAGGUGAUGGGCUUUCUACACGCAGUAUUUGAACGGCUAAAACAAUUUCUGGAGUGUAGUAGAAGUAUAAGAGCAGAAAACUUAUGCAGAGAUCGUGUAGAAAAGACUAUAAUUCUGUUCACUAAAGUGCUUUUGGAUUUUCUGGAUCAGCAUCCUUUUUCAUUCACCUCUUUGAUUCAGAGGUCACUGGAGUUUGCUGUAAGCUACGUUUUCACAGAGGCCGGUGAAGGAAUUGUAUUUGAGCAGUUUAUUGUACAAUGCAUGAAUCUCAUUAAGAUGAUUGUAAAAAAUUACGCAUACAAGCCAUCCAAAAAUAUUGAAGAUAGCAGUCCUGAAACUCUUGAAGCUCAUAAGAUUAAGACUGCUUUUUUCACAUAUCCAACAUUAAUGGAAAUAUGUAGGAGAUUAGUCACUCACUACUUCCUGCUGACAAAGGAAGAAUUAACCAUGUGGGAAGAGGAUCCAGAAGGCUUCACUGUAGAAGAGACAGGAGGAGAUUCAUGGAAGUAUAGUCUCAGACCAUGCACGGAAGUUCUCUUUAUUGAUAUUUUCCAUGAAUAUAACCAGACUCUUGCCCCUGUGCUUUUAGAAAUGGUUCACAGUCUACAAGGAUCUACCAAUGUGGAGGAUACCAAUGCUAUAUUGAUUAAAGAUGCUGUGUAUAAUGCGGUUGGAUUGGCUGCUUAUGAACUAUUUGAUAGUGUGGAUUUUGAUCAGUGGUUUAAAAAUCAACUACUGGCAGAACUACAGGUUUCUCAUAACAGAUAUAAGCCAAUACGCCGACGAGUAAUUUGGCUGAUUGGGCAGUGGAUUUCUGUAAAAUUUAAAUCAGACUUGAGACCUGUGUUAUACGAGACAAUUUGUAACUUACUUCAAGACCAGGACUUAGUGGUCCGUAUUGAGACAGCUACAACACUGAAGUUAACCGUAGAUGACUUUGAGUUCAGAACUGACCAGUUCUUACCGUACCUGGAAUCCAUGUUUACACUGCUCUUUAAACUACUUCAGGAAGUAACAGAAUGUGACACCAAAAUGCAUGUUCUUCAUGUUCUGUCUUGUGUGAUUGAAAGAGUCAAUAUACAGAUACAACCGUAUGUAGGAUGCUUGGUUCAGUAUUUACCACUACUUUGGAAACAGAGUGAGGAGCACAAUAUGCUUCGAUGUGCCAUCUUAACCACCCUAAUCCAUCUUGUCCAGGGGCUUGGAGCAGACAGCAGAAAUCUCUAUCCUUUUCUACUUCCAGUUAUUCAGCUAAGUACUGAUGUUACUCAGCCUCCACAUGUCUAUCUUCUGGAAGAUGGUUUAGAGUUGUGGUUAGUGACAUUGGAGAAUAGCCCAUGUCUUACACCUGAGCUCCUGAGAAUAUUUCAGAACAUGUCUCCCCUUCUUGAGCUGAGUUCAGAAAACCUCAAAAAUUGCUUUAAGAUCAUCAAUGCGUAUAUUUUCUUAUCAUCAUCAGAAUUUUUACAGAUGUAUGCUUCAGUCUUAUGCCAGUCAUUCUGUAGCCUUUUGAAGGACAUAACUACUGAAGGUCAAGUUCAAGUUUUGAAGGUUGUGGAAAAUGUCCUAAAAGUAAACCCUGUUUUGGGUCCUCAAAUGUUUCAGCCCCUUCUCCCAUCAAUAUUCAGGGGCAUUAUAGAUGGGGAGAGAUACCCAGUGGUGAUGUCUACUUAUCUGGGGAUCAUGGGCAGAGUUCUACUGCAAAAUGCAAGGUUUUUUUCAUUACUUCUGAGUGAGAUGGCACAUGAAUUGGGUCAGGAGUCGGAUCAGAUUCUUGGUAACAUGAUAGAAAUGUGGGUUGAUCGGAUGGAUAACAUCACUCAGCCAGAAAGAAGGAAACUUUCUGCUUUGGCACUGCUUUCACUUCUGCCGUCGUUGAAUGCUGUUAUCCAAGAUAAAUUUUGUGGUAUCAUCAACAUUUCAGUAGAAGGGCUGCAUGACGUUAUGACUGAAGAUGCCGAAGCAGGAACAUACAAAGACUGCAUGUUGAUGGCUCAUUUUGAACAGCCCAAAGUUACAGAUGAUGAGGAACCUCCCACAGAACAAGACAAAAGGAAAAAGCUGCUUGCAUUGAAGGACCCCGUUCACACUGUGUCAUUGCAGCAGUUCAUCUAUGAGAAGCUGAAGGCACAGCAGGAAUUACUGGGAGAACAAGGUUUUCAGGCACUUAUGGAAACCGUGGAUACAGAAAUAGUUGCACAGCUACAGGAGUUUUUACAAGGCUUCUAAACAAGCAGAAACAAGAUUUUGUAUGCACAAUUUUCCUUUCAGAAAAAUUUUAAAGAACUCUAGCCUUUCAUCAUGCAUGGAAGAGCCAACUGAAAGCUGGAAAUAAUUUGUGUUAAAAAAUGAAUUUUUGUUGUUGCUAUUCAGCUAACUUUGAUAACGCUUUGUUAUUUUUUUAAUAAUGGACUUAUGGUUUUAUCAUCAAAGCAACACUUCCAUGAUACCUACAUGGUAUAUACUGUCCUAAUAGUACCUUUUUUUGGUACCAUUACUGGUUUUUGGUUCACAAAGCUGUGUCGUAAAGUCAGAGGUCUGAAAGAACUUAGUAAUAUAUAUUAAUGAGAGGUGUCUAUUAAUCCAGCAAUAUAAUUCAAUAUUAGGAGCUGCUUGUCUUGAUACUGUAUACCUAUAACUGUCUUCCUACUGUAAUUUCUUGGCUGUACAUUGAACCAUCAUACAAGCAGAAAGAAUGGGGAAAAGUAGUUAAGACUGUGAGUAGAAACAUUACUUCUUAGCAGAAUGUUAAUUCCUGUUUGAGUUGUAUCAGAGAAAAAGAAGCUUUGACUGUAAUGCUUAAAUUGUAUUUGAAGAGAUGUUAGAGAAUAUCAAUGUAUAUCUCUGUCUGAAGAUGUGCUUUCAUUUCAUCACCAGUUUUUUUGAUUUCUGUUAUGAAAAGAUUCUUGCUUUCUUGAGUUCUUUCUGUCUCACUUUUAGCUGUCAACACGGAGGAACUUAACAGAGGUAGAUGAGUAAUUAAUUCCAAUUAGUUCUUGGCUAUACCUGGGCUGCUUAAAAUUGCAGUUCUCUGUUCAAUUCUUUGCUUUUUUUCAUCAAUGGCGUAUCUUGUGGAUACUUGUUACUGAAAAGUUUGAGCCCAGGUGGUCAGAACUGAAAUAAUUGUUUGCAAAUGUGAGGCUCACUUUGAGUUUUAGUUGUCACCUGGCCAGCUGCAGGAAUGACAGGGUACAGAUGCUCCUUUCUAUAUUCCUUUGUCUUUUUUUCCAUUGUGAAUAAGAGGGGUGAGAGAAGGCUCUCUUCCUUUUUGAGAUUUCUGUUUUAAAUUCUGAUCUUCCAUCUUUAAAGUUGAAGUGAAUUUUGUUUGCUUCACUAAGGGAUAUCCCCCCUCUGCUCCCAAGGGGAUCAGCUAUUUAAAGACACUUGCAUACUUUCGAUUACCUUACCAGAUGCUUUUAAAAAGCAGAGCCUUUUUCUUCACUGAGCAUAUGGGGAGUAAUUUUGUUUGAAACUUUCCUUCUACUUUCAGAGGAAGCCAGACCAUUGCAUCCUUCUUUGGCUUCAGUGGCAGAGGCUGCUGGGGCUCUUACACCUCUGAAUGCAAAAUCUUCCCUGUACACAGCUGCCAGCAUCUGUCUAGAGAAGUUGUUUCAUAACUCUAAUUUCCUGCUUGUUACCUCGGUGUAAGGAGCUUUGUUAGAAGGAUUGUUAACAACUGUUUGUAUGUUA